AUGGCGAGCUCCACCGACGAGUCGUCCGAGUACGACUCUGGCCCCCGCAGCCGCAUGGAGGACUAUCACGCGGCGCAUAGCGGACGGGGAGCGCCUGCACCAGCGACGCCAGGAACAGACGGCGAGAAGGAGGACCUGUUCUUGAACAUCGCCGCCGACAGUGCGCCCAAGCCGCCGCGCCCAGAAAAUCCGACAGCGCGCGACCGAUUGAAGUCACGAGUCGCCCGCGUCAACAACAGGCAGUCGCUGCCUUCCGCCCUGCAGUCGCCCUCGCCCGUCCAGGCCCAGUCGAGCUUAGUCACACCAACCACCAGCAGGAUACCCUCCAGCGCUGCCCUCGAAGCCAGGUCCAGCGGCAUACGCCGGUCGUCACUCCUACCCACUCCCUCCAGAUACGAGCGGUCGCCAAACUCGCCUGCGCCCGAAGCCAUACGGACCCGCGACCUCAACCACAAAGCCUCCUUCAGCUCCACACGACGCGACUCGGAGCUCUCACCGCGCGACUUCCUAGCCCAGUUCUCAAACUCAACAAGACGAGGAUCUCAGCCCGAGGUACACCAAACCCCGCCCAGUCGCACCCCGGUCCACCCCUACAGGCCGUCGAACCUGUCACACGAGCCACGCACGCCUCAGGUGGAGACAUCAUUCGAGGCUGGUUCGCGCGCCGACGGUACCGAGUCGCAUGGCUCUACAGGGCCGGCCGCGUCUGUAUGGGACGAGCUGGACGAGCUCAAGUCCAGGAUACGAAAGAUCGAGAUGGGCGGCAAGAUACCCUCGACAUCGGGUGCCAUUGUAAACCAAGCAUCGGCUGAGCGCCCACGGACGGCCAACACCUCAGCUACGACAGUCUCGUCUUCACCGAAUCAGCAACGAAAGUCGAACCCGUCGCCUGCCGAGUCGACAGUGGGCACGCACACUCCCAAUAACAACAAAACUCAUCCUCUGUUGCGCGAAGCCCUCGGUAAAGCUAGACAGUACGUCUCACCAACUGUCUACCGCAACCUGGAAGCGACUGCAACCGAAGCACUUGCGCUGGCAGAAAUGAGCGGCAGUGCAGGACCGCAGGGCACUUUACACUCUGCUAGCUCCAUCAUCAACGGCUCUGUCGUCUCAGACCGCCAGGUUCGUCGCAAAGCCGACAACCUCUGUCGCAGUCUCACCGAGCUCUGCAUUGCUCUGUGCGACACCAAGACCGGUCUUGCCAGUCCAGCCUUCCGAUCCAACACAGCCACGCUAUCACGUCGGCCGAGUGUACAGAUCAAUGGCGAUUCACCGACUAUCCGACAGAGCAUCGAACCCGAAAGCAACACAUUGUCAUCUGGUGUCAGUCCUAGUAGAGCCAUGUCACGCAUCGAGGCUCGGAGAACCAGCAUGCUUAUCGAUGACUCCGGUCGCAGCCAAAGAGGAGGCAGCCAGGAACCUUACGACGAUAGACACACUCCGUCACGCAUGCAACGAGCAGGCACCAGUCUCCACCAGACACGCAACAGUGUGGACGAAGAAGACGAAGAUCCAAUCUUCCGUGCGCCUUCCCGUGCGAUGACCUCAAUCGACUUUAGAGCCCGUCACGGUGGUCAGUCAGAUCAAAAACGAUUCACCGGUGGCAGACAGUACACCUCCCGCGAACCAAUGCCUGAUCUGCAGCCAUCACCCGCUCUUCAAACCACCGCCAGUCUCCGCCGGCCCAGUGUUUCAAGUAGUACGCCCUCCAACGAGCAUAGCCUGUUGUUCCGGGAUAAUCAAAGUCGCUACGGUCACAAUCUAGGCCGUGAAGGCUCGCCAGCCAACUACGAGAAGACCCUGACGGGAGGACUACGGCCAAGAGCACAAUUGAGCGUCGCUCGAAACCCAAACAACCGGCACUCAGUCGGUGGUGUUUCGGACAUUGGGCGCAGCGUGAGUCUAGGAAGACGACUAAGGGGAACAAGUAUCGGAGAGUGA
Molecule: messenger RNA, 1941 nt
Organism: Alternaria ventricosa
Lineage: Eukaryota; Fungi; Ascomycota; Dothideomycetes; Pleosporales; Pleosporaceae
Exons: 2
Coding region: 1-1941 (646 amino acids)
Source: RefSeq, a predicted model, not a curated record